AUGGCUCGAGCCGCAGUUCUUAUGUGGCUCUUGUCGAUGAUGUUAGUCUCCAUCGACAUUGCACAAGGUUAUGGUGUAAAUUGGGGUGAAAUGACUACACACCCUUUGCCUGCUAAAAAAGUUGUUGCAAUGCUCAAGGAAAAUGGGUUCAAGAAAGUGAAGCUUUUCGACGCAGAGCCAUCGAUAAUGGACGCGUUGGCUGGUUCAGGCCUUGAGGUUAUGGUCGGAAUCCCCAAUGAUAAGUUGUCAAAACUUGCUAGUGAUUAUGGAAGUGCCAAAGACUGGGUGAAAGAAAAUGUUACCAGCUAUUUGUAUGAUGGGGGCGUUGCUAUCAAAUAUGUGGCUGUUGGAAACGAGCCAUUCUUAACAAGUUACAAUGGGAGUUAUGUUAAGACUACUCAUCCCGCUAUGAAAAACAUUCAGAAGGCCCUGUAUGAACAUAGCUCCGAUGUUGGUUCGAAAAUCAAAGUCACCACUCCCUUCAAUGCGGAUGUAUAUGAAUCCAAAUCAGACAAGCCAUCAGAUGCUCAAUUCCGAGAAAACAUUAGGGAUAGUAUGGUGCAGAUUCUAGGUUUCCUCAAGCAAGCGAAGUCACCAUUUCUUGUAAACAUAUACCCUUUCCUUAGUUUGGCCCUCAACAGUGAUUUUCCCAGGGAAUUUGCUUUCUUUGAUGAAAAUGGCAAGGGGGUUCAAGACAACAAUAUCCAAUACAAAAAUGUGUUUGAUGCAAAUCUGGAUACAUGUCACUAUGCCCUGAAAAAAGAAGGUUACCAGGACUUGGAAAUUGUAAUCGGAGAAGUCGGAUGGCCUACGGAUGGUGACAAGGAUGCCAACGUCAAAUUGGCACAGAAGUUUUACGACGGCCUUUUCAAGAAACUAGCAAAAGGGGAAGGAAGCCCUCUUCGGAAGGGAAGUGUAGAAGUGUACCUCUUUAGUCUUUUUGAUGAGAACAGCAAAAGUAUUGCUCCAGGAGACUUUGAGCGCCAUUGGGGCAUCUUUCGUUACGACGGGCAGCCUAAGUUUCCGAUGGACCUUAGCGGAAAGGGGCAAAACCAAAUGCUCAAGCCGGUGAAGGGGGUAGAAAUGCUGGACAAGCAAUGGUGCGUGUUAAACAGCGAUGUGAAAAACUUGAGUAAGGCAAUGAAAGAAAAGGACUAUGCUUGCUCAAAUGCAGAUUGCACAAGCAUUAAAAAUGGAAGCUCAUGCAGUUGGCUUGAACCGAGUGAGCAAAUCUCUUACGCUUUCAACUCAUUUUUCCAAUUGAGAGACCAAAGCGUGAUUGCGUGCAAUUUUAAUGGGAUGGGAACAAAAGUUACAGAAGAUCCUUCAAAAGGAGAUUGUUUAUUUCCGAUACAGAUAGAAAGUAGUGCUACGGAUUUGGUUGCAUUGAGUUUUGCUACAGGACUAUUGUUGUUCAUGAGCUUCUUCACAUUAAUGUAA
Argentina anserina (silverweed cinquefoil) is the source of this 1440-nucleotide messenger RNA. RefSeq names its product glucan endo-1,3-beta-glucosidase 8-like. The record is from RefSeq and is a predicted model, not a curated record. The transcript is spliced from 2 exons. Gene Ontology annotation, biological process: carbohydrate metabolic process. Gene Ontology annotation, molecular function: hydrolase activity, hydrolyzing O-glycosyl compounds. NCBI's taxonomy places the organism in Eukaryota, Viridiplantae, Streptophyta, Magnoliopsida, Rosales, Rosaceae. Gene Ontology annotation, cellular component: plasma membrane. The coding region runs from base 1 to 1440 and encodes 479 amino acids.